This is a messenger RNA of Sceloporus undulatus (fence lizard), 4675 nucleotides long. RefSeq names its product extracellular serine/threonine protein kinase FAM20C-like. The coding region runs from base 1485 to 3119 and encodes 544 amino acids. The transcript is spliced from 10 exons. Gene Ontology annotation, biological process: protein phosphorylation. The record is from RefSeq and is a predicted model, not a curated record. Gene Ontology annotation, cellular component: Golgi apparatus. Lineage: Eukaryota; Metazoa; Chordata; Lepidosauria; Squamata; Phrynosomatidae. Gene Ontology annotation, molecular function: phosphotransferase activity, alcohol group as acceptor.
AGUGUUUUAAAGGGAUACAGGCAAACACCACAGCCUGUUUCUGCCAACAGGGCGAUGUUUGGGGAACAGCGGUAUCACCCUCCCUUUAGCGUGUAACCUAUUGUGAUCCUCACUCCCCACACCUCCCAGUGAUGCCCCCUGCAUAAGACUUGGCUGACAAAUAGGGCCAGCCAAUCUAUUGGGCAGAGUGAGGGAAUUGCCUCAGGUGCCAUUCCUUUAGCCGUUCCACCUGACCAAUCCCACUAGCAGUUUUUGUAUGCUGGAGAAUGAAGCUGUGUGUGCCACAUGGCCUGUCCUAUUCCAUGAAACUGGUCAGAUGUGGUGGAGGAUGCUGUUCUAUUGCCAAUAUUUAACUGGCAUGCAAGUUAAUUCCUGAAUUUAGAAUGAAUUUAGAAUUUAGAAUGAAUUUAGAAUGUAGGUGCCAUCUUGUUUUUCAUCUCAGGCAGCAAAAUGUCUUGCUGUGACCCUGUUUACGGAAGAGGGCUAUUGUGAAGUUAAAUAAGAAAACCUCACACAAGCCACACUGAGUGCCAUAGCAGUACAGUUAUGUAAUAUUAAAUUCUGGACUUGAUAGUUUUGUGGGAGUAAACGAGGAGGCAGCCCUUUGUCUGAGCAGGAACCAAAACUGAUGGGGUGGGAUGUUCUUCAGAUGGUAAAGCAUACUACUUCAAAACAGGAUAAAUUAGUUCUGUUGUGAUUGAAGGCUUUCCUACACAGUCAGUUGAGCGUGAUCCUGGCCAUCUGCCUCAUAAAAACAAGAGAUGCAGUAACCAAGAUUGUUAUCCUUGCAUUAUACUUGAUGACCAGCAUUAUUAAAUGUUUACAGUCCCAAAUUUAGGUGCCCCAUGCCAACAUUUCUAUAUGAUUCAGAUCCAGAAAGCAAUAGUAUCACUAUGUUUUCCUCAAGAAAUCUGUCUUCUCUCCCCUGUAUAUGUAAGUGGCCCAUUGAGGAUGUAUAUGUAUAGGGAGAGAAUACAUUUCUGGGCCUGUUGGAGGGAUGUGGUAAGGUUCCACAAAGGUUUGAUAUGUGAGAUUAUAUUUUGAAGUAGCAUUGGCAAGCCUGUUGCUAUCGAUUUGGAGUUUGGUCUGUUCUUGUUAACCUUGACACCACCUGCCCUGCCUAUGUCAAUAAUGUUAAAUUCACCCGCAACGUCCUUUUCUGCCUCUUUUCUGCUGAGGACUUCUACAUGAAGGGAAUCCUUGGUCAUAAAUCAACUUUACUCAUUCCUUCCUCCUGCACUUAUAAAGAUGACUGGAACGUGAACUGAGAUGUUUUUGGGAUUUAACCAUAUUUUUUUUCUGGAAAAAAAACCUUGUAUGCCUGUUUUCUUUUGAAUCCCAACUUUAGAAAUACCAGUCCCAUUGGUAGACAGGAUCCUUUAACCCUCACUAGUUGGGCUCAAACUGCAGAUCCCCCCCCCCCCCCCCACAUGUAGGACUUGGCCAUUGCAUUUUGCCUUGUUGACCUCUAGGACUCAAAGAAGAUGCUACGCCACUUGCCUUCUCUGUUCCAAAGGAAGCUUAAAGCCAUUCUUUGCUUUUUCCUCAUUUUGGUUAUCCUGAUACACAUGAUGUUGGAUUUAACGCUGCCUGCUGGCCAUAGUUCCUGUGGGUGUACACCAAAUGUAGCCGGACCCCUGGGUCUCCCUCCACUUAAUCCCAUACAAUCAGUCGAAAAUAAACUGAACCUGAGGAUUCUCCAAGACUUCAGUGGCAGCAACAGCUCCCUGGAGAAAGGAUUUCGCUUGACAGAAGCUGUACCACAAACAGGUGGCAGGAAUACCACUUCUCUCAACAGCCACAGCCUCAACAAGCAAGAAGUGGAUGAAAAACCAACAUGGACAGGGAGAUCCAAACUGGUUGCCCUUUUUGAACAUCCUCUCUAUAAUGUUCCAAGCCCCAAGAUUACAAAGAGAGACAAGCUGUUUGUUUCCAAACCCAAGAUGAAGCUCUUCGUGAAAAGUAGCGGGAGUGAUGAACGGAUCAGCAGUGGGAAGGCAGAUGCAAUUCUUCCAAAACAUGAUCCCAACCCUGCUUGGCUCCGGUUUUAUGCUGGCAUCAAUCGCUACGAAUUGUACCCCCGCCAUGAUCCCACUCGCCAGGCCUUGAUGGAGGAUUUGGCCACACAAAAAAUUCUCAGCUCAGUUCAGAAGCCUGGAGGGACACAAUUAAAGCUGAUCAUGACCUUCCCCAAUCAUGGGCAAGCCCUCUUCAAACCCAUGAAGCAAACCCGAGACCAGGAGACACCAGCAGAUUUCUUUUACUUCUCAGAUUUUGAGCGACACAAUGCAGAAAUAGCAGCCUUUCACUUGGACAGGAUCCUGGAUUUCCGAAGAAUUCCCCCAGUUUCUGGCCGUUUGGUGAAUAUAACCAAGGAAAUUCGUGACAUCACAACUGACAAGAAACUAUUUAAGACUUUCUACAUCUCCCCAGCUGGCAAUGUCUGCUUCUUUGGCGAAUGUUCCUACUAUUGUUCCACUGAGCAUGCUUUGUGUGGAAAGCCUGACCAGCUGGAAGGCUCUAUGGCAGCCCUUUUGCCUGACAAAGCACUGGCUGAACGGCACUCGUGGAGAAGUCCCUGGAGGCGUUCUUACUCCAAAACCAAAAAAGCUGAGUGGGAGCUGAAUGAAAAUUACUGCACUGAAGUACGACAGACACCACCAUACGACAAAACGUCCCGUCUUCUGAACCUCAUUGACAUGACUGUGCUUGACUUCCUUAUGGGAAACAUGGAUCGUCACCAUUAUGAGACCUUUGAAAAGUUUGGCAACAACACCUUUUUUCUUCAUCUGGACAAUGGUCGAGGGUUUGGGAGACACUCUCAUGAUGAAAUGUCCAUUCUGGCUCCUCUUCGGCAGUGCUGCAUUAUUAAAAAAUCAACAUUCCUGCGGCUGCAACUGCUUGCUACAGAGCCAUAUCGGCUGAGCGAUGUUAUGCGUGAAUCAUUAGCCAUGGAUGGCUUAUCUCCAGUUUUGUCAGAGCCUCACUUGGAGGCUCUAGAUCGACGUCUCAGAAAGGUACUAGCUAUGGUGUGGAACUGCAUGAAGAACGGAGACCAUGAAGAACCAGUACUGAUAAAUGAUCUAAAAGGAGAGACCUUGGAGCAACACGAAGCAUGAACUGAAGAAGAAUGAAGAGGCCUGGCACCCAGCCCUUGAUGUCAUACCCCUUAAUAUGCCCUCUGUACCCAAGACUUGCAACAGGAAAGACACUAAUUGCAGCUGUGUGAACCUACAUUGGUCAGGAAGCCACUCUAUAAUAAGCAAGCUUAUAUUUAUUGGGAAGAAUAGAAAGGUUCUGCUUUAUAUGCAGAAUCAACUAUGUAAAUAUCUUACAAGUAAUAAAGUGAAGCAUGGAAGCAAAUCUUGGACCAUUUAAGCUGCUGGAUAGCCCAGAGUCUUUUACUGGAGUAGACUUGGAUGCAUGAUGUGCAAGAAGUAGUCAGGAAUGGAAGGAUGGCCUCAUGGCUAGAGAGAUAACCCAGGAGAGAUUGCUUUCCACUUUGAAGAAAUAUUCCUUGGUGAUGGCUACAGUUCCUUCCAUCCCAUUACUUCUGUGAGCAGUUAUUCAUUCAAGACUCUCCUGUACUCACUCCUCUUGCUAUUUAUUUUGAGGCAUUCCUUAGGGUCGUGUGUGAAACUGUGAUUUCUCCCCAUUUUAAGAAGCUGGCUUCUACCAGACCAGAGAAUAUUUGUAAUUCUUGCCCAGUAUUGCCUGUAGUAGCGGCUCUCUGAUGUAAAUCUGCUACCUCUUUUUUUUUCCUGCAGUACCAGAGAGUGUACCUUCUGCAUACAAGGUACAUGCUCUACUACUGAGCCUAUGGUCUCUUCCACUCAUUUUGCUUCAUUAUUCAGCAUUCCAACAGUGAUCAGUUAGAGGCAUAUAAGAUGCAUCCCUGAGCAGGGGAAUAUGUGAUCCUCCAGUUGUUGUUGGACCUCAUUACUGUCAGCCCCUGCCUAUCCAGUGGUGGAGAAUGAUGGGAAUCAUAUUUGUCAACACCAGGAAGGCCACAGUUUGCCCAUUCCUGAUAUAGAGCAUUGUAUGUGACAACAAUGUUUUCAUUGUGGGUAUGCAGGUGUGCCUUCCCAGCAUGUGUACAUCCAGUGGGAAGUCUUGUGUAUCCUGUUGCCACGUGUAAUGAUCCUACAUGUGGCUACCCGUUAGCAGAGUUUGAAAAGUUCAUUUUUAGGGUGCUACUACAGUACUAGAAUGCCCUAGCCAUCAUGGUUAAUAAUCAUGCUAGCUAGGCAAUUCUAGUAGUUGCAGUCAGAGAAAAUACUUUUUCUGGGGUUUUUCUUCUUCUUCUUCUUUCAUUAAUAUCUGUGCCUUCUGGUAUAGAAUGUUGUAAUAUAUAAAACUACUGUUAAUGUGGAAUAUAUCAGCAUCCAUAUCAGCAUAUCAGGUUGGUCUGAUCAUUGGCAGCACAGGAAACCACCUGGGGACCUCAUGCAUAAUGCUUUUAGUUUUUGAGGGGAAAAGUGAAAUAUAAUUGGUUUUAAAUAAAUUAAUUAUGAAGGAUUUUAGUAAGGUUUAGACUAGUGAAGUAAGUAGCCAAGACCAUAUUGUCUAGUACAUAUGUCAGAGAGCUGGUGUUAUGGUUUUAAAUACUGAUCUUUGCCAAUUUAUCUGAUGUUCCUUUCAUUAUUUUCUCCAAAUAAAGAUUGAAGCUCUCUAA